Messenger RNA from Salvelinus namaycush (lake trout), 759 nucleotides. Its product is annotated as tetratricopeptide repeat protein 28-like. The record is from RefSeq and is a predicted model, not a curated record. The transcript has 4 exons. Bases 286 to 759 code for a protein of 157 amino acids. Lineage: Eukaryota; Metazoa; Chordata; Actinopteri; Salmoniformes; Salmonidae. Gene Ontology annotation, molecular function: Hsp90 protein binding.
UACCGAGACACGCCUCCACCGGCCACAAAUUCCGUUACUCGGGGAAAAACGGAUUUGACAACAUGGCGCACUUUCUGGGAAAUAACUUUAGUUAGUUCGCGGCCGGUAGAGUGGGAAUAUCGCAUGAUUGUUCACUUUUUUGAGGUCCAUGAAAACAGAAUGGUUGGAGUUCCUUCCUACUACAUUGUUGUGUGAGAUCGCACUGUUUCUCUGUCCUGUUUGGGAAGCGGACUGCAUGGGAUGAAAGUUUUAAGUUGCUGCCGCUGGGUAUAAAACUAGGACAGGAUGGAGAAACAUCGACCGAAGAAAGAAAGGUUCUCUCUCUUCGGCCCUCGCUCUUCUACCCGAGCCACCAACCCUCCCUCUUCCUCCUCUUCAUCCUCUACCUCUGCUCACCCCAUCCCUCCCCCUCUCUGCCAGACAGACCCUCAUCCUUGCAUCCCUCCCGGGCCUCCUAUCCUUUCUAAGGCAGAGUUUCUGGAGGCAGUACGUCGCAGUAACCAGGCAUGCCAACGGGGGCAGUACAGCCUGGCAGUGCAGCUAUAUGGGGAGGCCCUGUCUGCUGACCCUCAGAACUGCAUCCUGUACAGUAACCGUUCUGCGGCCCUUCUCCACCUGGGACAGUACCAGACCGCCCUGGACGACGCCCUCAAAGCCCGCCUGCUUAACCCCAAAUGGCCCAAGCCUCCCUUCCUCCGGUCGCCAAUCCGCUGCACCCCUGUCGACUUCUGUGUUGAUGGAGCCGUGUCGCAGGAGUGA